Messenger RNA from Necator americanus (New World hookworm), 1437 nucleotides. RefSeq lists its product as uncharacterized. The coding region runs from base 1 to 1437 and encodes 478 amino acids. Gene Ontology annotation, molecular function: RNA binding. The record is from RefSeq and is a predicted model, not a curated record. The transcript has 16 exons. Gene Ontology annotation, cellular component: nucleus. Lineage: Eukaryota; Metazoa; Nematoda; Chromadorea; Rhabditida; Ancylostomatidae.
AUGCUAUUCAUCGGAUUGAUGGUGGGUGUGGACGUCCCUGUGUUGUAUGAAAUUUGUCAACGGUUAGAUGAAUGCAGCAGCAAGGAUUCUGGUGACUUCCAACGUUGCAUAGAUGCAGUUAAAUCGUCGGAUGUUUCAACCAAGAAGUUAGCAAUUCAGAUUGUUUUCAGAUAUUUCGAUUCCUUCCCUGGUAAAAGAGUCUCAGCGUUAAACACAUUAAUGUCACAACUAAAUGAACCAGAUGUGGAGGUUCAAAAACUCGUUAUCAAAGGCCUUCCAUCCACUUGUCAAAGAAACUCUGAUUAUGUCGACCAGGUGGGAGAUGUUCUUGCACAACUACUGAGCGCCCGGGACAAACAGGAAUCACUACUUGUCCGGAAAUCGCUCAGUUCUCUACUGAUCAACCAUCCGAAACCUACCCUCGUUGCGAUCUACUGUGCUAUCAGCAAUGCCAACAGCAUCGAUGAAAAAGUCACUAUGCUCAGAUUUAUGAACGAGAAAGUGUCCGACCUCCUAAAAGGAGAGCUUUCUCCUCUCAUGAAGCAGAAAAUUUCUGGCAUUUACAAAAUGAUGCUUAUCUCUGCUACUCCUGAUGAAAUCGAACUAGUGCUUCGGUUUAUGGGCAAAUCAAAGCUGAUCUCUGAUUCGGAGAAGCUAACUGUUUUCACUGAAGCCAUGGAGGAACUCGUGAAGAGAGGAAUCCAAUUGGACGCGGAAUAUGAGGACAAUGAUGCUCCAGACUUCGUCGACACAGUCAACAACGUUGUGAAAAUUGUUCUCAUUCUUAAUUCAAGAGGACCUUCGUACAUAUUACCAAGAAAGAUGACGAACUAUUUAUUCUCAAAGUUUGGUAAACUGCACCUGAUUCAUGCUUCGGAUAGAAAGGAUAUUAUGAAGGUGCUUGCUUCCUAUACUUACUUAGGGAAUUACGAAGACCCUGAUGAUUUUUCAUAUGUAGUAAAGUUGUUCGACUAUUUGCGUGGAUUGCUACCUGAUUUGUACUCUGCUGACCCUGAUUUCGAAUAUGGUUAUGUGGAUCAAGGUAAUGAUCGAGAAUGGAACAUUGAGUUUACUGAAUUGGAGCUUGUUUCUGUAGUGGUAUACAAUCUACUGCAAAAGAAUCGUUUUGUUGCUAAAGAAUUAUUGGCUAUUGGUAGUGUUUGGAAACCCAGAUUCCAAUAUCUGGUAAAUGUCAUACGCGUUUUUACUCGACGUUUGAAAAGGAAACUAGAUGAUAAAGCCAGAAAAGGAGAACAGGACUUGAAGGAUUUGAAGCUUCUUAAAGUGGCGAACAACGUUGGAUUAAUUGCGAACUGCUUCCUUGUGAACAUUUGUGACUUGCACGUGAAGAUCGUGCCAUCAUGGAUCCAGCAAAAACGUCGUGCUACCCAUCCAGGAGAAGUCGGCGUCAGCUUUAAGAGAAGAAGAACAAAUUGA